CAAAUGCUUCGCCCAUACGAAAUGGACGAAUUUCAACGCAAAAUUAAUAGCAUUUGCCGGCUGUGCUUGUGCGAUAAUGAAGAUAUUUUAUUUCCUGCUACCAAAAUCAUCGAUUCCACAUUAACAGUAGAGGAUAUCGGACAGUUGGUAGGAGUGCAGCUUAUUCAAAAUCAAAUCAAACGAUACGCUGUGUGCAUCGAUUGUAACAAUCAAUUGCGUAAAUUCAAAGCUUAUCGAACCCUUUGUCUGGACAGUGAUGUACGGUUUAGAAAGCUGUUUCCAGAGGCGUUUAUAGAAGCAGAUUCAUCUGAAGAAGCGUAUACUGAUACGACAAAAAAUUAUGAUAGUUGUAAUGAUGCCAGCGAUGUGUACAGUCCGACGACAAAUGAGGAAACGAUAGAUGUUAAAGAAGAUAUGUAUGAAAUCGAUGAAAGUAUCGAUAAAGGCCCAAGCCUCAUCGACAUACCUCGACAUGACGAUGGCAAAGAAAACACACACAACAGCGAUUCGCACGAAGAACAGUCGAAUCCAUCUUCACCCCAAACUACAGAAUGGCCUGACAAUCAGACAAGUACAAUUGCUUUAACUGCUGGAAACGGCACUCCCCCUGAAAAUGCAAAUACGGAAAUGGCUAAGUAUAAGGAACUUUGUACGCUUUGUGGUAAGCUGGUAGCAUCGAUAGCACAGCACAUGGUGACGCAUACGAAGGAACUAAAAUUUGCUUGCCAGUACUGUGAGAAAAAGUGGAGCCGCAAAGUGUACCUCAAGCAACACAUACGGGGCGUACAUCUUAAACAGGUCGUAAAGACUUGCGAACAGUGCAACAGAGGAUUCAGCUACAUCGAAUCAUACACUGCGCAUAUGCGAGCACAACAUGGCGUUGGAGAAUCAUUUGAAUGCAAAAUAUGCAAUAUAAAAUUCCGUCACAUAGGCGGCUUAAGAGGCCACUGCAAUCGAAAGCACAAUCCGGCAACCAACUGUGAAUGUUCGAUUUGUGGAAUGAAGUUUCUAGACAAAAGCGGACUGAGAGCUCAUCACCGUGUACAUUCGGACGAGAAACCGUAUCUGUGCGGGUACUGUCCAAAACAAUUCAAACGAUCAACGCAUCGUAAAGCACAUGAGCUGAUUCACCAGGGUGUUAAAUUUCCCUGUACGAUGUGUACUAAAGUCUACUCAUACAAGACGCUACUAAACUUGCACAUGAGAAAAUUCCAUACAAUGGAUGAGGAGGCGGAAAAUCCAGAAAAUGAUUUUUGA
Messenger RNA from Anopheles maculipalpis, 1257 nucleotides. RefSeq names its product zinc finger protein 239-like. Gene Ontology annotation, biological process: regulation of transcription by RNA polymerase II. The transcript is spliced from 4 exons. Lineage: Eukaryota; Metazoa; Arthropoda; Insecta; Diptera; Culicidae. The record is from RefSeq and is a predicted model, not a curated record. Gene Ontology annotation, molecular function: zinc ion binding; RNA polymerase II transcription regulatory region sequence-specific DNA binding; DNA-binding transcription factor activity, RNA polymerase II-specific. Gene Ontology annotation, cellular component: nucleus. Bases 4 to 1257 code for a protein of 417 amino acids.